Messenger RNA from Durusdinium trenchii, 657 nucleotides. The record is from the annotation of a GenBank genome assembly. NCBI's taxonomy places the organism in Eukaryota, Dinophyceae, Suessiales, Symbiodiniaceae.
AUGGAAAUAUUUGCUGACAGUGACCCCAGGUCAACCAACCCAACUGAUGUUUACCCAUCCGCCAUGUGUCUCAGACGUGUCUCAGGUGGUUGCUUUUCUAUUCGGCCUCGGUGUCGCGACGAGACUCAAAAAAACUUGGGUGCUGGCCCACUCUAUGUGGGCGUGGCGGCGGCUGGGGAGGUGCAAGGCCCCUACCGGCGAGUGCUGGAGAAGAAGCCGAUGAUGGGGACAGCUGACGGGAGUCCACAGGUGGUGGGCGCGGGUUCUUUCAAGAUGAUCAAGGGCUUUGAUGAUCUGAAGUUCGAUGAUGAGGCUGGAAUAGGGCGGCGCCUCUUAGGGCUCUGGAAUCGCAUCACGCGCGGCCACAACGGAGUCAUCGGUUCCAGCAUUGCCUUGAUGGCGAGUGUCGAUGGCUUCUCCUGGUCGGUGAUUGAUGCCGAUUUUUUGGCGCCCACUCUUCAACCUGGCAGCUGGAAGAAAGCGCAUGUCCAUGCCUUUGACACAAUGAUCCCCUCAUUUGAUCCGGACCAUGUUUUCAUUUACUAUGAUGCCAGAGAUGACUACAAGUCCUCCAAGGAGUGUGUGGGCGUGUCACGAGUACCGAUCACCUUCCUUGACUCGAUCGCCAGCACCACUGCCACACGUGUGGGUGCCUGA